This is a messenger RNA of Serpula lacrymans var. lacrymans S7.9, 1484 nucleotides long. RefSeq lists its product as uncharacterized. Gene Ontology annotation, molecular function: bis(5'-nucleosyl)-tetraphosphatase (asymmetrical) activity. Bases 755 to 1303 code for a protein of 182 amino acids. The record is from RefSeq and is a predicted model, not a curated record. Lineage: Eukaryota; Fungi; Basidiomycota; Agaricomycetes; Boletales; Serpulaceae. Gene Ontology annotation, biological process: ATP biosynthetic process; AMP biosynthetic process. The transcript is spliced from 2 exons.
GACGCCUGUCCAUUAGCACAUGCGCACAUAACUCAUGACUGCUGUGGUAUGAGAUACGCGUGUACCGAGAGGCUGGCCUGGUGCUAGACCCUGCAACAGGUGCGAUCCGUUGUUAACGCGAUGUCUAUCCCUGGUCCUUCUAUAUCCGACGAGGCCAAAUAGGUGACAAGGCUCCGACGUUGUGCUCAAUCAUCGUACAUUUCAGACUCUCUUCCGAAGUGCUCGACAUCAUGAAAACGUGCCCCCGAUCAUGACUUCUGCGAACAAGGCCCUUGGUGUCAUAGGUUGACCAAACAUAGCGAUCAUAUUACUCUUCUUUGUUACUUUCGCCCCGAGUCAAAUUAUGAGGUGAUGGUAUCGCGUUUAUUCGAACUCGAUAACUGGAACCGUGACGCUGGUGAAGGUUAUGGUAAGACCUAGAGAAGGCACUAUCAACAAUUUGAAAAAAUACAUGAUGACAGCAUUCAUUCAAGAACGUACCAAAGGAACCGAAAGCUGUAAGAGGUAUCGCGUCACAAUCACCAAAUUCUUGUUGUCAUCCGCCACGGCGUCACUGUCGCUGAGAGAAAACACCGCGGCGUGGUUGCUACAUUCGUCAUCGAUCUUGCUGUGCAAAUAAACUGAUAAGAGAUCGGAAGUCGUAAGUAGCCGUUAAUCGUAUCAGAGCAGAGCCUUUUGUAUUGCGACAUCGGUGUCGCUGAGAAAGAAAAAGACACUGAGGUUUCACUGUAUCCAAAUCGCAAAGUACAGUAACAUGGCAGCCUCAGUCAGACCAACCACACAGUAUUUCGGUAGUGACUUUGUCAUUUCUGCCGGUUCCAUCUUAUUCAGGAAGGCAUCAGAAACGGGUCACAUCCAGAUAUGCAUCUUAUGGCAACGCCGAAAACACGAAUGGCUCCUUCCCAAAGGACGCAAGGAUCGUGGAGAGUCGAUAGAGGUAGCAGCAGUACGAGAGACAUUCGAAGAGACAGGUUAUCCGUGCGAGAUCCUCCCUUGCAAUAUGCCUACUCGGGCGCCUGUCGCACAUGUUGACGCGACUGACGUGGUGAGGAUUGCAGAUGAUGCGAUAGAGCCAUUCGCUGUUACCGUGAGAGACCUUGGGAGAAAGGGUGUGAAGUUCAUCUGGUGGUAUCUGACGCGUGUGAUUGGCGAGAAGAGGGAAGGAACGCAGAUGGCGUCUGAGGCGUUUGAUUCGUAUUUCUUUGAUGCUGAGGAAGCAAUAGCGAAAUUGACAUUUCAGAAAGAUCGGGAUGUGGUAUCAAAGGCGUUGGGUCUCGUUCGUGAUAGCGGAACCAAUUUGUAGAUGGGACUUCUGGUGUGAAUCAGAACAUGAUGCUGUACCCGAACCAGUUAGUGCAUUGAGAAUUGUCUGAUUUUUGCCAAAUGGGUUCACCCCACCGUGACAGGAUUCGCGAUAUCCAGCGAAAAUUAUUCGCUCAGUUCGCAGUGUCACCCGAUGUUGCCAAGCUGUAAUAUAGGGACCC